Messenger RNA from Linum tenue, 3869 nucleotides. NCBI's taxonomy places the organism in Eukaryota, Viridiplantae, Streptophyta, Magnoliopsida, Malpighiales, Linaceae. The record is from the annotation of a GenBank genome assembly.
UUUUUUUUAUUUAUUUUGUAAUUUGUUUUUCUGGGAAAUUUCCUUCACCGUCACGUAGAUGGCAUAACUAUGGAAGGCUGUGGAUCGAGUUGCGAAUCCCGUUAACUACUCAAAAAAGAAAAAUGGCGGAAACCGUCAAAAAUAAUUAGAGAAGAGGGAAAAGAAAAGGAAAGGAAAGGAAAAGAAAAAGAAAAGGAAGAGAGACAGCUCAGCUGGCCAAAUAACAGAACAAAUGGCUAAUUUUUUUUCGUUUUUUUCCCCCUUCCAUCUUCUCCCUCCUUCCUUUUUGUUUAUAAGGAAGAUGGAGGUUCCCAUGUAUGGGUGUCAAUUUGUAGAGGAAGAGAGAUUGAGAGUUGAAGAUCCAGAUUGAGAAAAUUUCAGAGAGAGUUCGGUUCUGGGACACUUCCCCUCUGUGUCCCUCAGGGCCCCAACUCCCUCUCCCUCCCUCUUUGUUUCUCUUCUUCUUCUUCUUCUUCUUCUUGUUCGUCCUUUGUAUUGAUUGCACUCUUGGUGUUUGCGUUAAUGCCUCUUAGAGCAACAGAUCUCUAUUCUCAUUGAGGGGGUUCUGCGGCUCUGCUGUGGAAACAUAAAGGUGUUGCUGUUUUUUUCUCCCCUCCCUCUGGGGCUUCAAGGCAGAGAAAGAGAGAUAGCGGGAGUGGAGGACGAUGAACGGAUUGGAGCUUUUAGGACGGCUGUAAUUGAUGGAGAUGGGUCCCAUUGUCAUGUGGGAAAACGAACAACGUUUAAAAGUCAGAUGUAGAUAGUAGACCUACUCGUCUCUAAGUUGCUGCCAGAUCUUGUAGUAGUAUGCAUACAUAUUCAUAAAGGCCGGCUUGGGUAGUUGGGUAGCUUCUGUGCUCACCUUGUUCUCUCUAAUAUCUUCAUCAACCUCUUUACACUUUCCUUUCACCCAUUCCUUGGUUUUGCUUUUUCUGUCUGCAAGUCUUUUGUAGCCGAUUUCCAUUUUUCGUUCUUCCCCUAUGAGCUGGAUCUAAUAGAGCUUACGUAGCUAGGACCUUUUUCACAUCCUUGAUCUGCUUACUCCAGCCUGCUAACAAUAAACUUAUCUGAUAGUCUCUAGAGAAGAGAGUUCAUCAUGAAGCAUCAUAAAGAUGGGAAACCGGGAUACUCAUCGGAUAAAAAUCCAAGGCUUGGUACCGUGAUCAUAACUUGCAUCGUUCUUUGUGGGCUCUCCUUUUACCUGGGUGGAAUCUUCUGUUCUGAGAAGAACACGAUUGAGGAGGCGGAGACCAAUGAAGUGAAGGUGUCAAUCCCAUCUCCCAAAGAAACAUCUGUUGCGCCUCUUCAAGUCAAAUCCUCCUCUUUCUCUGAAUGCAGUGCUGACUAUCAGGAUUACACUCCUUGCACAGAUCCAAGGAGGUGGAAGAAGUAUGGCGUUCAUCGCCUUACUUUCAUGGAACGCCAUUGUCCUCCAGCAUUUGAGAGGAAGGAAUGCCUAGUUCCACCUCCAGAUGGCUACAAGUCACCAAUUAAGUGGCCCAAGAGCAGGGAUGAAUGUUGGUACAGGAAUGUGCCAUAUGACUGGAUCAACAAACAAAAAUCGAAUCAGCAUUGGCUGAUCAAGGAAGGUGAAAAAUUCCUUUUCCCUGGAGGGGGUACUAUGUUCCCCAAUGGAGUUGGUGAGUAUGUCGAUCACAUGGUAGAGCUGAUCCCAGAAAUGAAGGAUGGAACUAUUCGGACUGCCAUUGAUACUGGUUGUGGGGUUGCUAGUUGGGGUGGCGAUCUAUUGGAUCGUGGGAUCCUAACUCUUUCUCUGGCUCCAAGAGACAAUCACGAGGCCCAAGUGCAAUUUGCUCUGGAGCGUGGAAUUCCUGCAAUUCUCGGCAUCAUUUCUACACAACGCCUUCCCUUCCCUUCCAACUCCUUUGAUAUGGCUCAUUGCUCCAGAUGCCUUAUCCCAUGGACUGAAUUUGGGGGUGUCUAUCUCCUAGAAGUUCACCGGAUCCUGCGCCCUGGAGGUUUCUGGGUUCUUUCUGGCCCACCCGUCAACUACGAAAACCGAUAUCAGAAAUCUGAUUAUGAGAAGCUGCAGGACUUGCUGACUUCAAUGUGCUUCAAACUGUACAACAAGAAGGGAGACAUUGCCGUUUGGCAGAAGGAUUCGGACGACACUUGCUACAAGAAGCUUGUGAACCCUGAUGUAUAUCCACCCAAAUGUGAUGACAGCAUCGAACCAGAUUCAGCAUGGUAUACCCCACUCAGGCCCUGUGUGGUUGCUCCAGGUCCUAAGAUCAAGAAGUCUGUUCUUGAAUCCAUCCCCAAGUGGCCCGAACGCCUCCAGGUUGCGUCCGAGCGCAUCUCAGACGUGCAUGGUGGGAAUGCCAAUGCUUUCAAGCAUGAUAUUGGGAAAUGGAAGGUCAGGGCAAAGCACUACAAAAAGUUGCUUCCUGCAAUCGGUACGGACAAGAUCAGGAAUGUGAUGGAUAUGAACACGGUUUAUGGUGGGUUUGCAGCAGCCUUCAUCGAUAGCCCGCUGUGGGUCAUGAACGUGGUAUCUUCUUAUGCCCCCAAUACGCUUCCAGUGAUCUACGACAGAGGGCUCAUUGGAACUUAUCAGGAUUGGUGUGAAGCGUUCUCAACAUAUCCCAGAACCUACGAUCUCCUCCACGUUGAUGGCCUCUUCACUGCCGAAAGCCACAGGUAAGAAGAACUCUUGAUCCCCAUCUUAGCUUCUCGAAUAAAGUAUCUUUCAUGACAGCAACUUGCAAUGCGAAAGAAAUUAAGGAUGAAAGACAAGACCACAGUGUUGGACGUUAGUUGAAUAAUUGAAGUGUUGAAAAUGAAACCACGAGGUCACAUGGGGGAUCCAAUAAUGUCACAUGGGAUUGGUUACCUGUCAUUGUUCUUCAUGGUACUGACACUGUGCGUUGUAGGGUACAUAAGCAUGUAUGUUAUUUGCUUGCAUCCACAUUUUCAUUUACUAUGACCUGUAAAUUGAAGUGCAAAAGGCUGAGUUAGAAUUCUCAAUUAAGUAGUCAUGUCAGUUAGCCCAGACUUCAAAUAGGAGAACAGGUUGUGGGCCAGCAAAAUAAAAAUCAGAUUUUGCUUUGCUCCUUUGUUCAUUUGGGAUUUUGGGUGGAUUGGAAUUAUGCAGGUGCGAGAUGAAGUAUGUGCUGCUGGAGAUGGAUAGGAUCCUUCGGCCGAUGGGUUAUGCCAUAAUCCGGGAAUCCAGCUACUAUGUUGAUGCAAUAGCUACGAUUACGAAGGGGAUGAAAUGGAGUUGCAGGAAGGAAGACACAGAGUACGGGGUUGAGAAGGAGAAGAUAUUGGUUUGCCAGAAGAAGCUCUGGUAUUCCUCGAACCAGACUUCAUGAUGGAGACGAGCUCUGUUAUCAAUGAAGUGAGUGAGUUCCUUGUCCUAUUUUUUCAACGGCAAAAAUGGAUAAUGCAACCGCAUCAUAGCACAGCAGUUACCCUAUCCCCCUCAAGAGUUUGUAUUAUUUUGUAAUCUGGACAGAAAGAGAAGAGCAUAGGUAUAAGUAAGUUUCAAAAUACCAGCCACCUAAAAGGACACAGACCAACAACAGCAGCUAUUCUUUUUUUGUUUUUUUUGUCUUGUCUUUUCCCACUUUCUGAAUGAGAUUAAAAAUAGAAGCCAAGAAUCCUUGAAUCUUAGAUCUCCUCAAUGGAGAUGAAUAGCCAAUCUGCAUCAUUUUAUUCUUUGGUUUGGAAGGCAAAAAACUGCAGCUAACUAGUACUUUGCUGCUGCUUCCCUCUCCCUUCACAUUCUUGGCUACUCUGCUCUUCUUUUUGUUCCUAUUUCUCUGUUAUUUUGCCUACCCUUUUGGGCAUUCUGUUCUGUUGUAUCUUGAAUAUUAUGAGAGUAAAAUGAGAUUCAAAUAUCUGGU